AUGAAACGCGCAACUGAAGAAACUUCUGAUAUUCAUGACUUCUCUAAAAUCGCGAAAACCAAUCAAUCGGAGCAAACUUUCCUAUUGAGGCCGAAAUUGGACGAAUGUUGGCCGGCUUUGUCCACAAUGGAUCACAAAUUGUUGUUCGUUGAUUCUGGUUCCUGGGAAAACUUCAAAGAGACGCUGAAAAUCUUUCUCCAAAACGGGAUCCCAAGUCAAAGAGUGGACACUGUUGUUGGGCUGAUUGGAGAAAAGCCAAGAGAUUUCGGCGAGGCUCCAAAUUUGAAACAAAUCAAGAAAUUGUUCAUGAAAACUCCCGGAGUCUCUUUAUUGGAAAACGCCUAUGAAUCGGAUAAAGUACAAAGGAUUUUGAUGGAAUCUUUUCAUUUUGAUGAUCUCUCUAUUGAGCAUUUCUCGGCAAUUCCACUGAAAAAUUGUGUAUGCGAUUUGCCAAUUAACGCUCCACCAUUUCUUCCUGUGCCGAUUGGACCAACAGGACAAUGCACCCCGGUGCCAGCGUUUUAUGCUUGUCAAAUUGGGAGCCCGGCUGAUGGGCUACAAUAUAUGCUUUUUGACAUGAAUGGCAAUCAAUUGUUUGACUCUGGUUAUUAUUGCUCAAAAGAUGCCGCUAUGAAUUUUGAUCCGACUUGCGUCUGUCAAACGGUUCCCGCGGCUCCCGGGAAUCUGAAUUUUCCCUUUUGUUCGGGUAGCUACGCUCCAUAUGCAAUGUGCACAAAUUUCUUUGAUGAUCCUACAAAUUGUCUU
Mesorhabditis belari is the source of this 765-nucleotide messenger RNA. Lineage: Eukaryota; Metazoa; Nematoda; Chromadorea; Rhabditida; Rhabditidae. The record is from the annotation of a GenBank genome assembly.